ACACAAGUUUGAAGGAAAUAUUAAUAAAAAUUCUUUGCAAAAGUGUUGAAAAUUUGUUUAACCGUCGUGUUGACAACAUCCAAGGGAUAGUGGCUCAGGUUUUGCUUGAUAUAAAUUCUUCGCAGAAAGAAAGCUCAUAUUCGUCACUAUCUACAUCUGAGAUUUCGAUAAACUCUCAAAUGAAAUUAACCGACCGAUUUCUGACCUUGCUUCAUGCCCUCCCCCAAGAAGAGUUAUUAUGCAUGUUUUCCGCAGGAUUUAAGACUAAUUUUUUGAAUAGUUUAGUUGGUUUACUUACUCAAGAGGAGGUGGAAAAACAAUCCUCGCUUAAAAGAGAUUUGAAAGACCCUCCCACGGCUUUUGUUGAUAGUAAUAGCUUAAAAGAGUGUAAGAGCUCAGAAAAACACACAAUUUUAAAGUUGAUUUCGGAACUUAUAAACUUCGAGGAGUUGCAUUUUAAAGUUUUGUAUAACAAGCGAAUAAUUCAGAACUUUCAUUUAGAUUUAACCAUACGCAAAAAGAAAUUGAUUAAAGAGGAGGUACAAAUUAUACUAGAUGACGCGAAUGCCUUGAAAACAACCCUCGAAAACAACUUGGAUUUGUUGGCCUCAAUUUACUUAUAUUUAAAUAGUUGCAGCGCGGCAGAUAAUUUUCUUUGUAAUUCUGAAGAGUUAAAGAUGGGUAUUUCUUUACUACUGGCUUACCAGAGGGAUAAUAUUGAACAUCUUAGACGUAUCCACUCGUUUGUUUCACUAUUAGAUCGAAACAAAGUUUCAUUGAAUCUUACUGACAGCCAUCCGUUACCUCCUCGUCCUCCAGACGCAUGCAUUUGCUCCAUCUACGAAUGCGCAAACUCAACUUUUCCAUCUGUUUAUCCUCCACUUACUUCUUUAAAUGUUCCAAAUAACUUUGAAGAGUUAAAACCGGUUUCUUUAAAAGUAGACCACGAGCCCUCCUUUCAACAGGAGUCAGCCUUGACGAAAAGUCCGGAGAGAAGAGCAAGUGACUCUUGCUUAGACCGUAAAAGCGUGGAGGAUGACUAUAUUAAGGCUGUCUUGAAAGAACUGAGGGAAAAGUUUUCCGAAAAAGUUAACUUGUAA
Messenger RNA from Zophobas morio, 1100 nucleotides. RefSeq lists its product as uncharacterized. NCBI's taxonomy places the organism in Eukaryota, Metazoa, Arthropoda, Insecta, Coleoptera, Tenebrionidae. Bases 180 to 1100 code for a protein of 306 amino acids. The transcript is spliced from 9 exons. The record is from RefSeq and is a predicted model, not a curated record.